AAUCAUCUUGGUUUCUUUUGCCCGCGACGGAAAUAUCUUCCACUCAAAAUAUCACCACAGCAUCGGAACGGAAAGAGUUCGUGAGACACUCACAAAAUGGCCAACUUCCGCCAAUUCCGCCCAGAUGACCUGAACAAAUUCUCAAAGUGCAACCUCGACCCCUUUACGGAAACAUACGAACUUGGAUUUUACUUGCAGUACCAUGCAAAGUGGCCAUCGCUCUUCCAGGUCGCCGAGGAUCAGCAUGGCAACAUAAUUGGAUACAUCAUGGGCAAACUUGAGUCCUCCCCAGACUACUACAAGUUCUCAGAGCACUACCUCCCCUGGCACGCUCACAUCACCGCAGUCACCGUAGCGCCCGAGGCUCGUCGUCUGGGCAUUGGCAAGAUGCUUACGGAGCAGCUAGAGGCCGCUGCUGACGCCAACGAUGCCUGGUUCGUUGAUCUGUUUGUGAGGAGCACCAACCACAAGGCCAUCCAAUUCUACAAGAGCAUGGGCUACAGCAUCUUCCGCACCGUCAAGGACUACUACGGCGACCACUCGAGCGACCCGACCAAGUCGUCGGAGGAUGCCUACGAUAUGCGCAAACCCAUGAAGAGAGACGUCAAGAAGGAGCACAUCCGGGAAAAUGGCGAGAAGUUCGAGGUAGACCCGAGCGAUGUGUGGUGAAAAGAUUCUCUCACUGGAAAGAAGACAUCGUCAUUCCACUCAUGCUUGCCCGGGUGCUGUUGAGGCUGCGACUCGCCAGGGUGCUGCCAACAUGAUACAUCAACAGAUGCAAAAACGACAAGUUGGAGCGCCACAGAUGCCGAUAUGAAUCCAGCUGCUUCGGACCAAGCAUUAGGCAUGCAUAGCAACAGGAGAAGAGAGGAUUUCGAGAGACGCCAGGCCUUGUAAACGAUCAGGCCUUUUGACUUACAGUAAUAGCUCGAGUAGCUCUUCGUUGUGAGAGACUUUCCACACGUUCUAAAGCUGGGUACGUGGUAAGAUGAUAAAAUGACCUUUUCCUCAUCAUAUACUGAUCGCGGGUUUCUUAUGUCAAAAACCCCAAUCACGGCCAAGAUCACAGUCAUCCUGCUAUGUCCCCUCCGGACCUUUCAAUCGCCAUUUGAGUAUUCACAAGUUGACGAAAUUUUGUCAUGAGCCUUGAUAGAUUGCUAGCGGAAAGCAGAGAGAUCACUACCCAAGGUAAGUAGUACUGUAGAUCAGACAGAGGUCGUGACCAAGGUUUACGUGCAGAUGACAGCAGCGCUUGUCUGUUUGGUGAAGCUAUGAUGAGACCGUCUCUUUUGGGUUGUAACUACAAUAUUCGAUGAUGAUAAUUGGACAA
This is a messenger RNA of Neurospora crassa OR74A, 1330 nucleotides long. Its product is annotated as N-acetyltransferase 5. NCBI's taxonomy places the organism in Eukaryota, Fungi, Ascomycota, Sordariomycetes, Sordariales, Sordariaceae. The record is from RefSeq and is a predicted model, not a curated record. The coding region runs from base 97 to 669 and encodes 190 amino acids. Gene Ontology annotation, biological process: N-terminal peptidyl-methionine acetylation. Gene Ontology annotation, molecular function: protein-N-terminal amino-acid acetyltransferase activity. The transcript is spliced from 2 exons. Gene Ontology annotation, cellular component: NatB complex.